CAGGAAGGAACCAGGAAGACGUCAUCAUUCGCGAACACUUUGACGCUAGAAAGCGGAAGUGUUGUUCACACAUGAGCUGAAACAAAUAUGAUUGUUGAGCCUGUGCUGCAGGACAGAUUCAUAUAGGUCUGGGAUGUCUCGCUCAGAUGUGCUGUCUCUCUACAGGAGGGUAUUGCGCAUCGCCCGCAGCUGGCAGGCACAGUCUGCUUUACCACAGGACACUGAUACAGAGAGGAAAUAUAUAGCCCAGGAGGCUCGAACUCUUUUCAGACAAAACCAACAGAUCACAGAUCCAGAAUCAGUCAAGAGAUGCAUUGAGGAAUGUGAAGCACGGAUAGAGAUUGGACUUCAUUAUAGAAACCCUUAUCCCAGACCGUCAUAUCUUCCUCCGAUGGGUCUGGCUACACAGAAGGGCAGAAAGCUUCGAGCUCAGGAGAGACUGAGGAAACAAGCCAAACCUGUGUAUCUACAGUCUCAUGAUGAGACCUGACAUACUGUACAUACACUACAUAAACACACAUGCACAAUACAGAUAUACAACUGUUUCCCAGCAGGGAACAACACAAAGUCUGUCUGUUACUUGUCACAGAUCAUUCUUAGAAUGUGCAGAAUGUUGAUGUGAAUUAUUAAUGUAUGGUUAAUGAUAAAAGUGUUCUAUUUUCUUGACUAUUUUGUUUCUAACCUGCUUACUAAGUAAAGAUCAUUGCUAUUAUUAUUAUUUAUUAUUUACGCACAUCAGAAAUAACCAGCUGUUCUCUAACUAAAAUGACGCUGAACUGAAUAAAG
Triplophysa rosa is the source of this 786-nucleotide messenger RNA. It is a transcript of the gene lyrm1, whose product is annotated as LYR motif containing 1. The transcript has 5 exons. The record is from RefSeq and is a predicted model, not a curated record. The coding region runs from base 134 to 490 and encodes 118 amino acids. Gene Ontology annotation, cellular component: mitochondrion. NCBI's taxonomy places the organism in Eukaryota, Metazoa, Chordata, Actinopteri, Cypriniformes, Nemacheilidae.